AUGUCGAACACUGCGAUUAGCUUGGCUUUGAUUGUGGAGGACGAUGGCCGCACAACCGAGGUGGUUCGUGAUGGAAGCGCCCUGGAGGUGGCCCGCACCAUUGUGCGAAAAAUCGACAACGGCGAUGAUGGCAAGAAGAGCUUCGAAGACAAGGGACAUCGAUUCGACGUCUGGGUGGCGGAUCGUGUGGUGUUCCUUGCGGCUGCCAAGCAGGGUGCCGCCAAGCAGCGCGUGUGCUUCGAAUUCCUCGGCACGAUCAGACAGGAGUACGAUGUGAAGGGCUACGCAGACCAGCAGAACGUUUCCUCGUUCAAGAAGUUCGUGGAGGCCCAGCUGGAUCGGUUCUCGGACUACAAGAACGUUGACAAGAUCGGAGCCGUGCAGGCCAAGGCCGACGAGGUCAAGGACAUCGCCCUCCAGAACUUGGACAGACUGCUCGAGCGACAGGGCAAAGACGGUCGAUGCCUCCGAGAGGCUGAAGGAGCAGGGCGGCAUGUUCCAGCGUCUGUCGAGGAAGCAGAAGUGCAUGGAGAGGAGGCGCAACAUUUUCUGGACGAUCGUGCUCGCCAUCUGCUGUCUC
Messenger RNA from Acanthamoeba castellanii str. Neff, 580 nucleotides. RefSeq lists its product as uncharacterized. The transcript is spliced from 4 exons. The annotation marks the transcript as partial. Lineage: Eukaryota; Discosea; Longamoebia; Acanthamoebidae. The record is from RefSeq and is a predicted model, not a curated record.